This is a messenger RNA of Panthera uncia (snow leopard), 4872 nucleotides long. It is a transcript of the gene CDK7, whose product is annotated as cyclin dependent kinase 7. Gene Ontology annotation, molecular function: ATP binding; cyclin-dependent protein serine/threonine kinase activity; RNA polymerase II CTD heptapeptide repeat kinase activity. The record is from RefSeq and is a predicted model, not a curated record. Lineage: Eukaryota; Metazoa; Chordata; Mammalia; Carnivora; Felidae. The transcript is spliced from 13 exons. Gene Ontology annotation, cellular component: transcription factor TFIIK complex; transcription factor TFIIH holo complex; cytoplasm. Gene Ontology annotation, biological process: positive regulation of transcription by RNA polymerase II; protein phosphorylation. Bases 727 to 1767 code for a protein of 346 amino acids.
CUUCUGUCAUAUUCUACAGGUCACACAGAACAGCCUGUUUCACUGUCAGAGGAGACUGCACAAGCGCAUUGAUACAGAAUGGAAGAUUCAUUGGGGCCAUCAUGAAAGCUGGCUAUUGCUAAUGGGUGCAAGUGCUUUCUAAACUGUAUAAUGCUAUACAGAUGACAAAAGUGCUUCUUUACAAAGGACUGAAGUAAGAACGCCACUUGGCCAGCCCUAAGGAACUGGGUUCUCUUCUAAGUAACCUGAGAUUGCGAUGCUAGGCGUCCAUAGCAACCGUGGCGCCCUGACGCCCUUGCGCGAUUACCAGAAAGCGAGAUUCGGAAUAAAGAGGUCAAGCCUUCCACACUCAUACGUUAAGCCCCGAACUCAGAACAUCGUAGCAGAACGCUGACCUGUCUCCGGUAGUGAAGGAAAUAUCUAACUUAAAACCGUAACAGGGUUACAGUCACCACCUAAAACAUUCCGCUUCCGGGACCAGCAGGCUGUGGCGAGCCGCGGCGCGGACUACGCGGAAACGCCAACAGGCCUGACUCGUGCAGCUUCCGUAGGGGAAGCUCUGGCCGGACUUAGCAGCAUCCAGCUCAAACCGGAAGUAGGGGCGGAGCUAGUAAAGCGUCGGCUCCCCGUCAACGGAAGUGGUUGUUGGAGGCUCUAAGGUAGCUUUAAAUUCCUGCUGUCUCGGGAGCUCGCCCUUUACAGUUGGAGUCGGGUUUCGUGCGACGGAUGGCGGUGGACGUGAAGUCGCGAGCAAAGCGUUAUGAAAAACUGGACUUCCUCGGGGAGGGACAGUUUGCCACGGUUUACAAGGCCAGAGACAAGAACACCAACCAAAUUGUCGCCAUUAAGAAAAUUAAACUUGGACAUAGAUCAGAAGCUAAAGAUGGUAUAAAUAGAACAGCCUUAAGAGAGAUAAAAUUAUUACAGGAGCUAAGUCAUCCUAAUAUAAUUGGUCUCCUUGAUGCGUUUGGACAUAAAUCUAAUAUUAGCCUUGUCUUUGAUUUUAUGGAAACUGAUCUGGAGGUGAUAAUAAAGGAUAAUAGUCUAGUGCUGACACCAUCACACAUCAAAGCCUACAUGUUAAUGACUCUUCAAGGGUUAGAAUAUUUACAUCAACAUUGGAUUCUACAUAGGGAUCUAAAACCAAAUAACUUGUUGCUGGAUGAAAAUGGAGUUCUAAAACUGGCAGAUUUUGGCCUGGCCAAAUCAUUUGGGAGCCCCAAUAGAGCAUAUACACAUCAGGUUGUAACCAGGUGGUAUCGGGCCCCCGAGUUACUAUUUGGAGCUAGAAUGUAUGGUGUAGGUGUGGACAUGUGGGCUGUCGGCUGUAUAUUGGCAGAGUUGCUUCUAAGGGUUCCUUUUUUGCCAGGAGAUUCAGAUCUUGAUCAACUGACAAGAAUAUUUGAAACUUUGGGCACACCAACUGAGGAACAGUGGCCUGACAUGUGUAGUCUUCCAGAUUUCGUGACAUUUAAGAGUUUUCCUGGAAUCCCGUUACAACACAUCUUCAUUGCAGCAGGAGACGACUUGUUAGAUCUCAUACAAGGCUUAUUUUUAUUUAACCCAUGUACUCGAAUUACAGCCACACAGGCAUUGAAAACUAAGUAUUUCAGUAAUCGGCCAGGGCCAACACCUGGAUGUCAGCUGCCAAGACCAAACUGUCCACUGGAAACUUUAAAGGAACAGUCAAAUCCAGCUGUAGCAACAAAACGGAAGCGAACACAGGCCUUGGAACAAGGAGGAUUACCCAAGAAGCUAAUUUUUUAGUUACAAAGAUCACUGGACAGUAUUUUACUACUGAAGGAAAUAGUCCAAAAGGCAAUUAAUGGAAAAAUAGUAAACGUUAAGUGAAUGCUGUAGAAGGAAUUUGUAAAUAUUCUACACAUGUAAAAUAUGUAAAACUGGAUUAUUUUUAUUAAAUGUAUUUUAAAACAAACUUAAUUCUGAUUUUUCUGAUGAGAGUGCAAAAGUAAGAUUAAAUUCAAUUCUCUGAAACGUAGAAUUGAAAAUUCAUUAAGGAAACCUUAAUAAAAAUAAUCAUCAGUUAUUUUGAUGACCUGGCCCGUCUAGCUUCACAGAUUUAUAGUAGUAUUUAAAAAUAGGGUAGUAGGGGUAGAGGUAGUAUUUAAAAAUGGAAGCAGUAGUAGUAAUGUAGCAUAUACCUACGACCUAGACUUAACAAAUGUUAAUAUACUAAAUAGGAAAAAAAAGAUAAAACUACAAAUGAAAUUGAGGUCCCUUUAAUAUGCCAUUCCAUUCUUUUCCUUUUUGGCUUCCCAAAAGGGAAGCGACUCUCAGGAAAUGAGGGUCUUUCCAUGAUUUUAUCCUGCUAUUUUAUAAAAAUGCAUGUAGUAAUAUACAGUAUUGUUUUGAGUCUCCAAGUUUUAUAUGAAUGAUAGGCUAUCUCAUACUAUAAUUUAUUUUUACUCAAAGCUUUUUUAUUUCUUCCAUGUUAACACAUAUAUAUCUAAUUUAUUUAACAGCCAUCUAAUAUAUAAACAUACAUCUAUCUUACGUAUACAACACUACAUUCUUAUGCUUUAUUUAUGGACUGUUAUUUUUCUUUCCUGUAUAAAAAUUACCGUAAGUGUAUCAGCAUAAAGUAACACAAAUUUACUAGCUCAUAGUUCUAUAAGCCAGAGAUAUCUGACCUGGCUCAACAGUGGUUUUCACAUAGGUCAAAAUCCAGGUGUCCGUUGAACUGGACUCUUAUCUGAGUUUCUAGAGGAGAAUCUGCUUCUAUGCUUAUUCAGUUCGUGUGAUUUUAAUGCACAUGCUUUCUGUCCCUGUUAGCUGUCAGCCAAGGCUUUUCCCAGCUUCCUAAGACAGUCCACAUGCCUUGUCACAUGGCAUUCUCCAUCUGUAAGCCAGCAGCCGUGCUUAGAAUCUUUUUGGUUUUCUUGUCUGCUACCAAAAAGGGAAGUCUGCUGUCUCAAAAAAAAAAAAAAAAAAAAAAAAAAAAAGGUCACCUGAUUGGAUUAUCCAUAUAUUAAGGUCAAUUUACUUGGGAUUUUAAUCUCUUUAUAGCAGUACCUAGAUUAGUACUUAAAUAAUCAGGAUGGGAAUCGUAAAGUAUGUAUUUUCAAUAAUGUUGAUAUUGCCAUAUUUCCACUGUGUUCCCAAUAGCUAUUCAGUUCUUAAAAAUGAAGAACUCUCCACACCCCACCCCACCCCAUCCCAGGUGCCUGGGUGGAUCAGUCAGUUAAGCAUCUGACUCUUGAUUUCAGCUUUUGAUCUCAAAGUGGUGAAUUCAAGCCCCACACUGGGCUCCUUGCUGCGUACGAAGUAUACUUCCCCUUAUCUUACUCCAUAUAUAAAAACUAACUCAAAUUGGAUCAAAGACCUAAACUCAAGACCUAAAACUGUAACAACUCUUAGAAGAAAAUAUAGAGGAAAAGCUUUAUGACAUUAGAUUUGGCAAGGACUUCCUGGAUAGAACCCCAAAACACAGGCAAGAAAAGUGGGGGGGAAAAAGACAUAGGGCAUCUGAGUGGCUUAGUGGGUUAAGUGUCUGUCUCUUGAUUUUGGCUCAGGUCAUGAUGGGUCAUGAGAUGGAGCUCUGUGUUGGGUUCUGCACUGUGUGUGGAGCCUGCUUGAAAUUCUCUCUCCCCGUCCCUGUCUCCCUGCCCCUUGCUCACGUGCUCUCUCUCUCUGAAAAAAGAAACAAAAAAAGACACUGGACUACGUCAGCAUUUAAAACUUGUAUGUAUCACAGGAGUGUUAAGCAACACAGUGAAAAGAACAGAAGAAUAUAUUUGCAAAUCAUAUAUCUGAUAAAAGAUAACUCAACAAUAAAAUAUUUUAAAAAAUGGGCAAAGGACUUGAAUAGACAUUUCACCAAAGAUGAUCUAGAAAUGGCCAAUAAGCAUGUAAAAGAUGCUCAACAUCACUAAUCAUUAGGGAAAUGCAAGUCAAAACCACGGUGACAUACCCCUUCAUACACAUUAGGAUCACUACUAUAUAUAAAAAAAAAAAUCAUAGAAAGUAGUAAGUGUUGGUGAGGAUAUGGAGAAAUUAGGACCCUUGUGUACUACUGGUUGGAAUGUAAAGUGGUGUAGCUGCUAUGACAAACUGUAGUCUUUGCUUAAAAGAAUUUUAAAGGCAUUUUCAUAUGAUCUAGCAAUUUCACUUCUGAGUUAUAUGCCCCCAAAAUUGAAUGCAGGUUCUCAAAUAUACACGGUCAUCAACACUGUAUGAAAGUAUUUGUUUCCCCUCAUCAUCUCUAGCACUCACAUAAUCUUUGUGAUCUUUCCUAAUUUGGUGUCUCAUUAUCAUUUACUUUUUUUAAACGUCUACUGUUGUUGAAUAGUUCCUCACAUUUGCUUACCAUAUAUAAUCCCUCUUUGUGAACUGUUGAUUUAGAUUCUCUGUCAUUUGGGGAGUAUUCCAAAUUUUAGCAGUUUAAGCAUCUGCAUUUUAUAUAAUACACAUAUACACACAUUAAAAAAGAACAUUUCUAGCUUUUACUGUUUUUUACACUUAGAUAUUAUUGAACAUGCCCAAAUCUUUGCUUUCCUUACCUUUUAUUUCAUAUUAAGUUAUUAUAUGUAUUAGUUCUGUGUAUAUUCUUUAUCAUAUUCCAUUGACCUGUUGGUACCACACUAUUUUAAAUAAUGUAGCUUUAUAUUACUACCAGGACAAUGCAAUUUAAUGUCUAAUAACAGUAGUUCCUCAUCAUUACUCCUUUUUUCAAAAUUUAUUUGCCAAAGUUCAUCUUUUAUUAAUAUUUAUUAAAGCCAACUAAAUGUUCUUGCUUUAACACAACUAUAAAUGGUUUCUAUUUUAUAUUGUUACUUCAUUUUACCCUGUUGUUACCUCAUCUAUAAGUAGUAUUCAAUGUAGCCAUAUAUCUUUUUUUUUUUUUUUUUUUUU